AUGGCUACCACCACGACAGUGACCAAGCGCGGAGGCGCCGUGGCCUCAAUCACGCUGCCCGAGGGUGAGAGUCGGUUUCCCGACAUCAACACCAUCCGGGCUGCCAUUCCCAAGCACUGCUUCGAGCCGUCCGUGGCCAUCUCCAUGGGCUACCUGGUGCGCGAUGUUGCCAUGAUUGGAGCUCUUGGCUGGGCUGCCAUCACGUACAUUCCCACCAUUCCCGAUUCCACCCUCCGGACCAUUGCCUGGAUCGUGUACGGCUUCGUCCAGGGCCUGGUCUGCACCGGUCUCUGGAUCCUGGGGCACGAGGCCGGACACGGCGCCUUCUCCAAGCACGGCUGGCUCAACCACGUCGUCGGCUUCUUCUCCCACUCUGCGCUGCUGGUGCCCUACUACUCUUGGAAGUUCUCCCACCACCGCCACCACAUGUUCACCGGCCACAUGGACAAGGACAUGGCCUUUGUUCCGAGGACCAAGGUCGACUAUCUCAAGCGCGCAAUGGCUUCGCUGGAGAUGCUCGAGGACACGCCCGCCUACCAGUUCAUCACCCUCAUGUCUCACCAGCUCUUUGCCUGGCAGGUGUACCUCAUGUUCAACAUCUCGUCCGGCAGAGGCAGCCUCCAGAAGAGCGCAAACACCAUGUUCGGCAAGAGCCACUUCUCGCCCAACAGCGCCGUGUUCCGCCGCAGCGAGGCUCCCUGGAUUGCGCUGUCCGACGUCGGCCUCUGCUUGACCUUUUUCGCCCUGUACAAGCUCGCUGGCGUCGUGGGAACGAGCACCGUGCUGCUGGCCUAUGCCCAGCCCUACUUUUGGGUUCACCACUGGCUGAUCGCCAUCACCUACCUCCACCACACCCACAUGGAGGUGCCUCACUAUGCGGCCGAGAAUUGGACCUUUGUCAAGGGAGCCCUGGCCACUGUCGACAGAGAGUUUGGCUUUGUUGGCCGCCACCUGUUUCACUGCAUCAUUGAGCACCACGUUGUUCACCACCUUUUCCCGCGCAUUCCCUUUUACUAUGCUGGAGAGGCCACCGAGGCUAUCAAGCCUGUGCUCGGCGAUCUGUACUACCGCGACGAGCGAUCCUUUAUUGGACAGCUGUGGACCAACUUCACCAAGUGCAAGUACGUGGUUGCCGACGACUCGGCGCCUGGCGCUCUCAAGUGGGCGCAAUGA
Trichoderma aggressivum f. europaeum is the source of this 1173-nucleotide messenger RNA. RefSeq lists its product as uncharacterized. Gene Ontology annotation, biological process: unsaturated fatty acid biosynthetic process. NCBI's taxonomy places the organism in Eukaryota, Fungi, Ascomycota, Sordariomycetes, Hypocreales, Hypocreaceae. The transcript has 4 exons. Gene Ontology annotation, molecular function: oxidoreductase activity. Bases 1 to 1173 code for a protein of 390 amino acids. The record is from RefSeq and is a predicted model, not a curated record.